This is a messenger RNA of Catharus ustulatus (Swainson's thrush), 2042 nucleotides long. It is a transcript of the gene SKAP2, whose product is annotated as src kinase associated phosphoprotein 2. The record is from RefSeq and is a predicted model, not a curated record. NCBI's taxonomy places the organism in Eukaryota, Metazoa, Chordata, Aves, Passeriformes, Turdidae. The coding region runs from base 58 to 1065 and encodes 335 amino acids. The transcript is spliced from 13 exons. Gene Ontology annotation, molecular function: protein binding. Gene Ontology annotation, cellular component: cytoplasm; plasma membrane.
CGAGCCCCGCCCGUCGGGUGUCCCCGGCCGCCCCCGGCAGCCCCCGCCGCCCGCACCAUGUCCGACGCUCCCGGCAUCCCCGCGGAUGUCUGCAGCCUCUUGGCAGAUGUUGAAACAUUUGUUUCCCAAACACUAAAAGGAGAAAAUCUACCCAAGAAAGCAAAAGAAAGAAGGGAAGUUCUUCUUAAGAAGAUCAAGGAUAUUAAGGCAAGUUAUCCUCAAGAAUUCCCGGAGAAAGAGCUGGAAGAUGAGGAAGAGUCUGAGAGCUCUCUUUCUUCACCUCCUGAUAGCGCCUCAAUAGCAUCUGACCGAUAUGAUAAAGAGGACGAAGCACCUUCUGAUGGGAAUCAGUUUCCUCCGAUUGCAGCUCAGGAUCUUCAGUUUGUUCUGAAGGCUGGAUACCUGGAAAAACGUAGAAAAGACCACAGUUUUCUUGGCUUUGAAUGGCAGAAGCGUUGGUGUGCUAUCAGCAAGACAGUCUUCUAUUACUAUGGAAGUGACAAAGACAAACAACAGAAAGGUGAAUUUGCCUUAGAGGGCUACACCAUCAGAAUGAAUAAUAGCCUUCGGAAGGAUGCAAAGAAAGAUUGUUGUUUUGAAAUCUCUGCUCCAGAUAAGCGCAUUUAUCAGUUUACAGCUGCUACUCCCCAAGAAGCAGAGGAAUGGGUACAGCAAGUCAAAUUUGUAAUUCAAGACACGGAAUCUAAUGCCAUUCCUGAGGAGGAAUAUGAUGAUGUUGGACAAGUGAGCAGUGAAUUUACAGAUGAUAGCAUUUAUGAAGAAGUUAACGGAGACCAUCUUUCUUCAGCAGCUGAAAUGCCAAGCAAUGAGAGCCAGGAUGAAGUUUCCACUGCUUCAGAUGGCGAAAAUAUCGAUUAUGCCAAUUUCUAUCAAGGUUUGUGGGACUGCACAGGAGAUGAAAGUGAUGAGUUGACCUUUAAACGUGGUGACGUUAUCUACAUUAUCAGCAAGGAGUACAAUAGAUUUGGCUGGUGGGUAGGAGAAAUGAAGGGAACCAUUGGCUUGGUGCCUAAAGACUACGUAAUGGAGAUGUAUGAUAUUUGAGAGGCCUGGGAGAAAUCUGCACUUGAAAUGAAGAGUGGUGUGCAGCUGCAGUUUACAGACCUGGCCUCUGGAAGAAGAUUCUGCUGUACAUGUUCUGCGGUUUCAGUGAAUGUAGUCAGAUCGUUGCCUUGUGUAUAUUAAACAUUAUAAACUGUAAUUGGUCAUAACUUUACGGAAAUAUUCUUCUUAGCUACUUUUUAUAGAAUUGUAAUGUUAGAAUUGUAAUGUUAGGAAAUUAAUAGAUGGUAAUUAACAUAUGGGGCACAAGCAACCAUGUAGUUAGUGCCUGUUGCUCUUUUUUCUAAUAUGUUAGCAGCACUCUGUCUAGCUGUAGGUUUAUGUUCUAUUUUCCUGUUCUGCAUAUUCAGAAAUUUAAGCAGAGCUUUGAGGGUAAACUAUUAUUCAAUUCAUGCAUGCAUUAACCUUUUAAUACUCACUGUACAUCUUGUGCCAUUUCAUCAGAAAGUUGAGGGAAAUUUAUGUAUAGUAUUUCAAGUCUUCAGGGUAUUCUGUUUCUAGAUGUUUUAAAGUUAUGCUUUAGCCAAUGAUUAUUUUUUCUCAUAUAUUUAGUAUUGUAUUGUUAAUUACUAUUUUGUUGACACACAAUAAAGACUUGAUUCUUUUGCUGGUGUAAUAAAUGGGCCUGUAAGGUACUACUGCCAUGGUACCAUUCUGACUUGGACAGGGUAAUUCUAUGAAAAUUUGUGAAAAUAUGUUAACCCUGAAAAUUUUUGCUAAGUCAACAGAAGCUAAAUUGCAGGUAAGAAUAUUUUUGUCCGUGGUAGUGUGAAAUACUCUAUCUGUACCUUACAGAUACUUUUGCAAAGUCAAAUCUGGAUACCUUGCUAGUAUGUGGAAUUCUGGUACAGGUUGUGCAGCAGAGAUCUUCAUCUUCACCCUGUGUGAAUUAGCAGCAGCUACCCGCAUUCUUGUGUCAAAGCCAGAACUUUGUGGCUAAUAAAAAACAUUGAUUGAAA